This is a messenger RNA of Pangasianodon hypophthalmus (striped catfish), 9928 nucleotides long. RefSeq names its product NHS-like 2 (gene nhsl2). Gene Ontology annotation, biological process: cell differentiation. NCBI's taxonomy places the organism in Eukaryota, Metazoa, Chordata, Actinopteri, Siluriformes, Pangasiidae. The transcript has 8 exons. The coding region runs from base 3317 to 6913 and encodes 1198 amino acids. The record is from RefSeq and is a predicted model, not a curated record.
UCACUGAGUAAAGGACAAGAGAAUGAUUAACACGUGUCAUGUAUGGACAAAUGUCGCUGCCUCUCUCUGUAUAUCCACAGCAUGGACCAUCAAGGUAGUAGUGUCUGAUAAAGUGGCCAGGUGGAAUAGCUAGUGUUUUAAAAAGCCUAACUUUCUUCUGGCCUAUAUAUCACUGCUGAAUGAUGACAACACACAUCUGAAUCUGACUUGCAGAGCACAAGCAUAACCUCAACCAUGCUGAGACCGUAUUUAUAAUAUGGAGAUUACAGUAUGGCCAAAAAUGUGAAUACCAUACAAGCUUUGGUUACAUUUGUACCAAUUUUAGCUCAGAUUUCAAGUUCUAUAAAAUCUUUAAACAUGGCUGCGUGUAGUAUAUAAUACACUUGUCAUUGUCAGAACUAGUCCUUAUGUGCCUAAAGUCAAUGCUGAAGGUGCAUGUAGCCAAGUGUUUUCAGUUAUCUGACACAAAGUUCAAAUAAAACUUUUUGCUUGUUUGUGCUUUUGACUUAAGGCUAACACACAGCAUGAUUGCUGUAGAAAGAGCUGAAGUCGUAAGACUAUUGCUGCUAUUCAACAGGGAAACAUAGCUGCUGCGCAUAAGCUAGCUAAUGACUGAAGCUAAUGAUUUAGCUAGCUAGUACAUAGCCGUUAAGCUUUUCAUACAAACCAUGCGAAGUGAAGUGACAGAGGAUAUCAACAUUUCUCUCGGAUGUGUUACUACAUUUCUAAGUAAAUACCCUGUAAGAAUAUACUUGAAUGUUUUUUUUUCAAGAUUUUUUUUUGAAGAAGCUGAAAUCUGCCUUCAGAUCAAAUCGUAGCGCUGAAACAGCAUUAGGAAAGUAGUAAGUAAGGCAGUGUGAGAACCUGGUUGGUCUUUCUGGGAUUGUGUUUAACAAUUUAACACAAUCCAGUUCACCUAUUUAACUGGAAGGCAGUAUUUUAUUAUUCUAGGUGAACAUGUCUUAGAUAAACAUGAUAUUAUCUGUGUAUACCACAAGGCUCUGUACUUGGCCUGUGUUUCUUUUCUUUGUAUAUGAUGCCACUGUGUAAGAUUACAGUCGCUGGAUCACAGUUCUACAUAUCUGUAGCACCAGAUGAUAUCACUCCUCUUGAUAAGCUGUUAACCUGUCUGUCCAUUGUUUACUGGAAUAAAAAAAAAUAAAUAAUAGCAUUUUUAACUAAAUGAAGAUGACAGAAAUUGGAAUUGGUAGUGAAAAGAAGAUAUAUAACAGACUUGGAAAUCUGGCUCUAAAGACCAAAGUUAGAGAUCUUGGUGCAAGUUUGGACUCUGAUUUAACUUUCCUAACACUGCAUUCUAUCAUGUAAGGAAUAUACCAUGGGUGGGAACCUAUCUUUAGUUAUAAGCUGCCAAGAAUCUGCUCCAUACUUUUUUUUUUUUGUGCUUUGACUACUAUAAUGCAUUGCUCAAUUCCCACUGCUACAACACACAAUGCAAAAUGCAGCAGCAAGAUUACUUAACAUAUACUAGAAAAACAGAUCAUAUUCAACCAGUUUCAGCUUCCCUCCACUGGCUGCCUGUUUCCUUUAGAAAUGACUAUAAAAUUUUAUUACUAGUUUUUAAAUCUCUUAAUGGUACAGCACACACCUUUUUAAAACUCUGAGUGUCUGUUAAACUAGCCUACACUAUGUUCCAGAUUGUGUUUUGAGAUCAUCUAGGGCUAGCCUUCUCCACAUUCCAAGUGUGAAAAUUAAAAACAGUGGUGAAACAGCCUUUUGUUUCUAUGCCCCAAAGAUCUGGAACACAUUACCAUUAAACAUUUGUCAGACUCCAUUUAUCAUUGAUUUUAAAAAAACAAACAGCUAAAACAUUAGUUAUUAACUAGCUUUUAUUAUCUGCCUUACUAUUACAGGCAUGUUACUUUCACAAUAUAUUUAUAAUAUUUUAAUGACUUUUAGUUACAUCUAUUUUUACAGCUUGUUAAUCAUAUAUAAUUGUUACUGCUAUUAUUUGUUGCAUUAAUUAUUAGAUUUGUUACUUUCUAUGGAAUAUUUCUAUGGAUUUUCUCGUAAACAUAGUGAGCACGACACCGCUUAAAUAUAGCAUGAGAGUUUUCGCAAUCUACCCACCUCAACUCGUGAUGUGUUCAGAUGACACACCUUGCUGUGGAUUGAGGUUUUUGUGAGGAAACUGUGUGCUACUCAGGUGGUUUGAGACCCCAGAGUCAAAGAGACAAUGAUUUUAUUGUGUGAAAUGCCAGUUUUGUCAUGAAAUUCUAGUUUGCAGGUGGACAGAUUUGCAUGAAAGAGGGCUUGUUUGGGUCAGAUAUUUGGUCUUGUUUUUUUUUUUUUUUUUUUUUUUUACCAAUAGAUAAGCCUACUGAUCUUGUGUGCGUGUGUGUGUGGUUUUGACCUUGGAAAUCUUUGGUUAAUUUAACAACAGUGUGUGUUCACUUAUGAGUGUGUGUUCGAAUGUAUAUUCUCCUGGUUUGUCAUUGGUGCAUGCAAUGAUGCGCUGAUAUUUUGAUCUGUUUAUCUGCAGGCUGUGCUAGCACUGUGAUAGUGUGCUGUUUCACACAGCACGCGGAUCUGAUAAAGCUGCUGAGUCACGCUGGCAUUUUGCCCACUCUCUUUCUUAAGCUGAUGUGUGAUCGUGUGGCUGCGUGCGUACUGUUUUGCAGCUCAAGGUGGUCAUCAGCUGUGGUUCCUGGUGGCACUUUGGUAGAGACUCUGUAGGGACUCCACAACCGAGGGAGCGUGUGUGUGCGUGUGUGCGCAUGUGUGUGUGUGUGUGUCAGGCUGUAUGUUACCCUCAGUUGGUUAAGAAGGCGUGUGUGAGUUUGGGAAGAGAAACGUGGUCACAAUGGAGUGGGGGGUGGGGGGCACCGAACAUGCAGAGCUCAUGUAUCCUGCCUUUCACUCUGCCAUAGUGGAGGAAGCAAAUCCAGAUCCCCACCUCUCUCUCUCUCGCUCUCUCUUGCUCUCUCUUGCUCUCUCACUUGCGCUCUCUCUGUCUCACUUUCUCUCUCUCUCUCUCACACACACACACACACACACACACACACACACAGUCUCUCUCUCUCUCUCUCUCUCUGCUGUGUUUCCUUUUUCCUCUAGGUAGUCUGACUGUUUUCUUGGUCUGUCUGUGUCUCUAACAUCAUCUCUCCCUUCUCCAGACUCUUGGUCUUUAAUUUAUUUCUUACCUCCAUACCUCCCUCACUCCUCUACUGUUUUGCUCUCCUGCUUCAUGUUCAACUAGCUGGAGCAGUUUCAUGGCGCUAUUGAGGUCUCCAGUCCCUCCUUCUCUGUCUUUCUGUGUCUCACUCUCUUCUCUCUCAAUUUCUCUGUGAACAUUGUCAUGGAGAAGCUAGACAUCUUGAAGACCAGAGCAGCCACCACCAACUUGGACUCGGAGAGCAAGCGAACGGCCCACUUCCAAUCGUCAUGGCAACAGCAUGUGAAUGUGUUUGGCUCAUGGAGUAGGCCGGAGUGUGUGCAGGAGCUGCACCAAGAGGCUCAGCUCAACCUCCAGAGCCUGCUGCAAGACUUUGAGGAGCAGCUGUAUGAUAACAGGGUAACUGGGCAGACAUUCCGGCACCCUUCCUCUCAGAGCUCAGAGGACACCUCCACUACGCUCAGCCGCUCGCCUUCCUCAAUCAACAGCAAGAAACCAGAGUUUGUCUUCCUGCCUGCAAAUAAACAGGUGUGUGAGGAUGAGACAACCUCAUUAGGGAUCCGGGCUCAGGACCCGGCCGCUUGUAGCUCGGACCGCUCCCUCCUGGGCUGGAACUCUUCUGUGGGGCCCCCAGUUGCUGAAAAACCUCGGUGGCACCUGAGUCGACACUCCUCUGCACACCUCGUCCCUAUCGAUGUCACAGGCCAGAGCUUUGAUAAGCACGCCAGCGAACUCCAGGCCCCCUUUAGAACUGAAAAGGCGGUUAACCCAAAGACCAUCCGCCGCCCAAGGAGUGUGAUCGCAGGCCCUGAUGUCACGCUGCACUGCCAAGGUGAUGGCAAGAUUCUUGCUGUUGAUCUGAUACAAGGUGCCUGUUCUCCUGACUCUUCCCAGCCGAGAUCUCUGGAACCCACCACAGAGAAUACAGGCGAGCAGCACAUACCUUUACGGAAAACUCAGAGUGACAGAGAGCACAGUGUCCCCGCAUCCCCCAAAGCCUCCACAGGCAUGAUGGACCAUGCCACUCUUAUGUGCCCCAGCUCUUCCUGGAAUGGCCCAAAGGGUUCCACCUUCUCUCCCUCCUGGAAUGACUCCUACAACUAUGCCCUAUCCCCAAACCCUGUUGCCAAGCAGCCUUUGUCCAAACCUGGAACAUUAGACUCUGGUGGAGGUGGCCUCAUGUGCCCGUCCCAAACCAGCUCUGCCAUGUCCAUGAGUUCUGUAUCACACUCUAGCUCCUUUACUUUCAUCUCAGAACCUUCUGGGCACAUGACAUAUGCAGUCACACAUGGAAAUGCAAUUAAGGGAAAAAGAAAUGAGACUGAGGGUGCAGCAUCCAGUCCAGCUGCCGGUAAUGGCCUCAAUAAAUGUGAGCAAGAGAAGAGAUCAACACGAGCCAAUGCUUUCAAGUUCCGUGAACGCUCCCUUUCAACACCAACAGAUUCUGGAUCUCUCUGCUCAACAGACAACAUGUGCUGUCCAGGGGAGACAGUGCCUAUAGUCCGAGAAGGUGAGAGCUAUGCCUUGCUGUACCCUAGCAACAGCUCUGAGGACAACACCAGCACUGACAAUGUGUCUGUAGCAACAGGGUCUGACUUCUUCCCAAUGAGUAGACUGAGGUCACGAUCACGAAGCAUCUCACUGAAGAAGCCCAAAAAGAAGCCACCACCUCCAGUACGCAGCGUGUCCCUAGUAAAGAACUUGUCAGCAAUUGGUGGGAUGGGCCCACACCAUGGUGAAGGACAUAUCAGAGAUGGUAGGCCUAAGAGCCUCUUCAUACCACGUGAUCAUAAUUUCCAGGAUUCAUUCCAGCCCGAGUUUCUUAUGGCAUCUAAACCAGAUGAGGAGACACACAGCAGUUUAGAGACAGCCUCUGAUACAUCUCAGCCCCCUGACAGAGAAGCUGACCUAGCCUUCCCCCCUCACUGGCAGCUCAGUGAGUGGAAGUCCAACAAUGACCCUUAUCGUUCAUUAUCAGGCUCCAGCACUGCUACAGGUACAACAGUAAUUGAAUGCAUUAAGGUGCGUGGAAGCUCAGAAUCCCUGAAUUCACCAUCAAACUCUCGUGCUACUUCUCCUUCCCCACUUUCCAUUGAAGCAGAGACUAAGGUCUCUCCAUUCAAGCCUCCAUGUCUUAUGUCCCCCUCAAGUGGAUACUCUAGUCAGUCUGAGACUCCCACCCCAACUAUUACAAACUCUGCCAUCACUGGACUCACCCCAACAGGGUGCAAGAUGCGCCCAAAGAUCCCAGAGAGGAAGUCCUCACUUCCAGCCACCUCGCCAAAAGACAAAUCUCAGUCUCGUCUCUCUUUUGAGUUACCUGUGAAUUCCCCAAUAGACUUGUCGGCUGUCAAACCCAAACCUAAAGCUAGCCGGAGGCACUCAGACACAUCUACCACCAGCAAACCAGGAAAAUUGAGUCAGUCAUCACAGCCCAUGGUUACCACAACAGAUCUGCGAAACAUCAGACUCCGCUCAGUAAGCCGCUCAGAACUUGAGGACAGUCCUGAUGGCUCCUCUGACAUCAUAGAGGAGGAGCAAGGACGUGAUAUUAGCCCUCCUACCACCCCAUGUAGCUCUAAGCCACCCAAGCCACCAGUUGCAGUAAAGCCACCACUCCCCAAACGACCCAUGAACUUGAUGCUAAAGUCUCCCUCAUCAUCGCCUCAUACUCAGGAAUCUCCACCAGCCUCCCCAGUAGACCGGCCAAUGCCUGUAGCCAACAUCUACAUGGUGGUGAGGAAGCCUAAACCUAAGAGGCCAUCCCAAUCAUCAGUCAGUCCAUCUGCAGUUACACCUCAAGAGCAGUUGCCAAGACAUCCACCCCCUCUACCUGAGCUUGACCUAGAACAUGGGAUACCAAUUGAGGAGGAUUUUACCUUUCCUAGCAGUCCAGAGAAAGAGGACAUAGGCAAGACCCUUCGUAGUCAAAGUCCCAUUUCCUGCAUAACUGAAUUGGACAAGAAGAAACCCAAGGUACCACCACCAGUACCCAAAAAGCCAAAUGUUCUUCUCUUACCUUCCCCUACUGUUCAGGUGCCAAGCAAUGGCAUUACAGAAAAGCAAAGCCUCCUACUUGAAAGUGGUUCUCAGUCACCUCUAGGCCCACCACCAUCUGAAGCUGAGGAGGCUUCUUAUAAUGAAGAUGACCAAGAAAUACCUACUAACCAAGAGAUUCUAGGAAGUUGCAAUGCACAAGAUGAAAAUCAAGGACACCUGGAGGUUCUUGGAAAUGAAGAAAAUCAUAAUAUACCAGAGGAUGGCACCCCGAAGGAUGUUGGAUCUAUUCAAGAUGUUGACAUAAAGGCAUUCACUGCAGAAAUAAUGACAGAAGCUCCAAUGGAGGAAAACAGCUCUGUCAAAGACAAGACAGAACUGCAUAUCACUGAAGAAACAGAUGAUGAUGUGCUUGUCCACACACCUACCACCCAUACAACUGAAGACCUUUUCACAAUCAUACACAGGUCUAAGCGGAAAGUCCUUGGGCGUAAGGAGCCAGCAUUUGGCAGUCGUCAGAGCCUUGUGUCACCUGUGAAAAGCAGCAGCAGUGACAUUCGAACACUGACACUGGGCAGCACUCCAAGGUCAAACUCUCGGAAUGAGAACUUCAUGGCUCUUCUCCAGAAGAAGGGCAGCAAGUCAAGCAGUGGAACGCGGGUCUCUGCCAUGGAACUGCUGAAGAGCACAAACCCUUUGGCUCGCCGUGUCACUGAGUUUUCUAUGUCGGAGCUGGAUGCUGCUGGAACUGACCCAUCUAAAAUGGCUCUACCAGACCAGUGAUUCCACUUGUAGAGAACCAAAUGUAAUGGCUGAUUUUCAGUUAAAUCUAAAUGGUUUUACUUCCCAGGAUCUUGCACUGUCUGAAGUGAGGUGCUUUUGAGUUGUUUUGAACCCUGGGUCUCACGUUUUUUUCAUGUUGCUGUGGAGUGCUGUCCAUAUCAAAGGAAAGGAACCCAGUGUUGAAGUGAGGUUCUGAAAUAGUUGGGUUAGCAUUGUAUUUUACCACUGAGAAUGUGUUACAUUAACUCCUCUGUGGAAAUAUACAAAUGGUAUAAAGGCUCACCAGCCUUUGUAUAUAGUCAAAUUUGCCAAUGCCCACCUUUAAAAUGCAGAAUUAUUGCAAUGCUAGGCAGGACUAUAUUUGUUUUGUGAUUAGGAUGGCGUUCACAAAACAAAUGUGUUCAAACAACAAGCAUGAUUGUCCUAGUCAGAAACAUUCCAUAUAAAAAUGUAUAACAAAUUCCCUUAAAAAGCACUUUUUAUUACAGAAGUAGUUUAGAGACAAACUAUUUGUUAUUUUUGUUUGUUUAUUUCGAAAAAGAUAUAAAAAUCCCUGUUUAGCCUUCUGGGAUUUAUUUCACCCAGAAUAAAACAAAAUAUAAAAUAUUUAAGUGUACGUUUAGAAUUUUUUGUGACUUUCCUUAAAACUGCCUAUUUUUGGCGUGUUUACAACAAACAGGGACUAAAGUCACAAAAUGGACAACCUUCAUGCAAUAUUCUUCAUCUGACUCUAAAUUAUAGAUCUUCCCUCACUGCCAGUAGUGGUACACAGUUUAUAGUAGUGUUGUGUAUGUAUAGUACAUACACAAAAUGAAAAACCAAAACCACCACAGAGCAGAUUAUGAGAACAUUACCAAAUGAAAGAAAAUAGGAGCUGGAAACGAAACAAAACAACACAACAACAACAACAAAAAAAAGAUCAAUGAAGGUUUCAAAUCCUCCUAAUGGGGUGUUUGAUCCUGGCUGUCUAAUAUGGAGAACCUGUCUGGGGUUUCUUGUUCUGGCUACCGAAUGAAGGGUCUGCACUGUUUAACACUCAAGGAACCAAGGAAGGGAGUUGCCAAGGACAGUGAGUGGUAAAGAACUUCUUAUUGUCGCCUCCAUAUCUUUUUGACCAGACCUUUGGGAGAUGUGGUGCUGCAGCCUGCUAUAAUCACCACCAACGAAAUUUAAAGCUGCAGCUACAAUGUGUUCCUGAACAUUUUAUCUAUGUCCACAUUGUAUUUGUCACUCACUAUAUGAUCAUUUCAUACUAUGCAUCAAGGCUGUAUGUGCUGCUUCUGUGCCAGCUAAGGCAAAUUAGCAGUGAAUGCCUAUGAAUGUCAGGAAGAGGGAACAAAGCUCAACAGUUUACUUUAGUUUUCUGGGUUUUUUGUAUAGUCGCCGCCCAUAUCACUGCAGAAAAGGAAAUUUAUUUCUAUGUUAUAAUGCACAGACAGAGACUAUCAUGAGAAACUGAGACCUGUGUAGGUCUCAACAUCUGGUUUGUCUAUCAGAUGUUUGGAGACAAAAAGAGAGAAUCAUUUGGUGAGCAAAGAAUUUCCCACAAAGACUACUUGUUCAUUCCCAUUCCUUUAAAAUAUUUUCUCCCACAUGUGACUGUGCUUCUCUGGCUCACAAUCAGAAUCAAGAAACCUGGUGCUAUUGAGCCAGAGCACCCUCUGCAGUCCAGGAGGGGAAGCACACCUGGCGAAAAAUCUGUUCUGACUCUCCUGAACACUGAGGAUGAAGAUUAAAUAAAAAUUUUUAUUAUAUCAGUCCUUCAGGUAUUCUGAUAGCAUCUAAGUAUAACAAAGAAUAUGAAGUAUUACAUUAAAAUAGUGAGUGAAGCUUGUUUUCAGUAUAUAGUGAAUGAAAAAAAGACAACCAGUGUUUGUUUGCCUUGUACUCUGGCGUCAAGCCUGUGUUUUUAAAUGCCUUGGUAAUGCACUUCUGUAGAAAUAUCCAGAGUUUCUUUUAGUCUUUUUAUGAAUACUACUCUAACGGUCAUCAUUACUCUUGUGUACUCUGUGCUGCAUCCAUUCUUAGUCAAUAAUAGUAUCAAAAUUUCCAGAGGAUAGGCGGAGAGGGAGAGAGAAAGUCAAAAUGCUUAGAGACACAAAGAGUGAAGUAUAUAUAUUAAAAAAAAAAAAAACAGACUGUUAGAAGCCAUGUGUUGAGUCACUGAGAGUUUUCACAUAAAUCUAAAAUCACAUAAAUCUAAAGACAAUGAAUGUACAUUAUGCCACACAGACCAGAAAGAUACAGUGACCUACAUUAUAGUAGAUUUCUUUAUGUGACAACCUACAGUGAAAACCUGUUCUUGCUUCUGUAUUCUUCCUCCUUUCUCCCUCCAUCUUAGCCUCUUUCCCAUUCGCCUAAUGACACCCACAGGAGCUCACUUUUGUACACAGAGGAGAGAUGGAUCUCAAAAACACCCCAACAAAGUGAGAGCACAGUAAACAUUGAGAAAUUCAGACCCUACAGGGUCUAUUUUCCUAAAAGCAUUGUGCUUAGGAUCAGCAACUAUUGGACAAAGUGUUUAAAGUGACACUCAUGCUCUUGUGAUUUAUCUUAAAACAUUUUUGGCAAUCAGUUUAAGUCAAAACUCUGUCCCCCUCUGUGCCUAAAAAGUUCUGCACGAUAUGACUUUCAGCCAGUGCCAAAUUUGAAAACAUACACUGUAUAUAACAUGUAAUUCUAAGAUACAACUUUGUCAGAUUUUAACACAGAGAUGAAUAUAACAGAAGAUUAUUAAGGCUAUUAAAGAUCAGUUUAGAGUUUACUGACUCUCUGAAGAAAAAGCUUUAAUUGCCCCUUGUCCUUGGGACAAAUACAGUUGGGUGGGAAAGAAAGAAAGUACUGGGAAUUAUAUUUUUGUUAUUUUAUCAUUGGAAAGACGUAUAUAAAAAUUCUGAAUAUUAUGAGCCUCCCUCUCCAGCAGUAAGGAUAUGUAGCUGUGAGCUCUUCAAGCAGCUAUGUCUUGCCUAUGUGCUAAAAAAAAAUUACAUAAAUAAAUUAUUUUUCUUGCUUAAA